Molecule: messenger RNA, 2208 nt
Organism: Fusarium proliferatum ET1
Lineage: Eukaryota; Fungi; Ascomycota; Sordariomycetes; Hypocreales; Nectriaceae
Exons: 3
Coding region: 1-2208 (735 amino acids)
Source: RefSeq, a predicted model, not a curated record
AUGCGUCUCACUAUAUGUGUGGCUUUAGGCCUUGUGGGCAGCGUUUUCACUGCUCCUGCGCCAGAAGCCUGCAAAGACGAUAGGACUGAUGUUGUGCUCCAGCCUUAUGCCAUUGUGCAUGAUGGCAAAACAUCUACUAUGACUAUUACGCGCACUUAUACGGAUGGCUCAUGGUCUGCCCAGACUCUAGUUCCUCCUCAGCAGUAUAACCCUGACUCAACUACCUCUCCCGAAGUCCCAAGUCUCUGCAUCAACUGUAUUACUAUCACUACUACCGGUCCCGUUCCUUAUGUCACUACAGUUCCCCCUGCUUCGGACGGAGGAAAGACUACAGUCUUUACCUGUAUCGGGCGCAAGACUGUAACUGUAACUGGUACAGUUUCAAGCACUAUAACUAUCCCUCCGUCUCCCCAUUGCAAUGAGUGCUCAGCUACGGUAGUUGUUCCAGCUACUGUUACCGAUAUCAAGACUGUAACAGCACCUGCAUGCCAUGAAUGCAUUACUGUUACUGUUAGCGGAACUGCCCCUUGGAUCACUACAGUCCCCCCGGCUUCAUCAGGGGGUACGACUACAGUCUUUACCUGUCCGGGCCAGAAAACGGUGACCGUAACUGGAACAAUGUCAAGCACCACCACUAUCAACCCUACAUCGGGAUGUACCGAUUGCACAGUCACAGUGAUUAUUCCCCCAGCCACAUCCUCACUUGCCAGUGGGCUUGUUACUACAAUCACGACGACUGGUACCGCAACUGGCAUUACUACCCUGCCUGCGACUAGCGGUGGUACUACUACUGUCAUUACCACUGCUACAGGACCUUCCCUGGUUACUGCAACUACGAUGGCAGGAAUAUCAACUAGUCCAGCCACCUUACCUGUCUCUAGUAGUGGACCAACUACUACUAGGGCUUAUACGACAUCAGCGCCAGCCGGAGCUCUUACUACAAUCACUAGGCAGGGUACCACUACUGGUCUAACUACCUUACCUGCUACCUCAGGUGGCACUACUACAGUGGUUACGUAUACAACCCCUGGCGGUGGCCUCACCACUGUGACUUCAACUGCAUCAACCACUGGCUUGACAACACUUCCCGCAACAAGUGGUGGCACUACAACUAUUGUCACCGGCGGAACUACAACCAUCGUUACAUUUGUGACAGUCCCUGGAGGUGGCCUCAUAACUAAGACUUCAACUGCUUCUACUACUGGUCUAACUACUCUCCCGGCAACAAGCGGCGGAACUACGACUGUUGUUACAUUUGAAACAUCCCCUACCACUAAGAUCUCUACAGUUUCCACUACUGAUCUGACUACCUUACCUACUACCUCAGGCGGAACUACAACUGCUACUUCUGAGUGCUCUGUGGUAUCAGUGGCAACCACAGUUAACGCAACCCUCAAUUCGUCAGGAUCAGCCAGUUUCCAAGUACCCGCCUGUGCCACGAGCAUGGCAUUCAGUGUCACUGGUGGUUCAGUUGUGCCGGGGCAGUCAAUCCAGGCUAUAGCUGGAGGUCAAGGCUUAGGCUCUGGUACAGGAAUAGGUUACCCUGGACAGGGAUAUGGUAACGGUGGCAAUGCCACUCAAAAUGGCGGAACUGGCGGUGCAGGAUCAGCACUCUUCGUCGGGGGAAACUUGGUUGUCGUCGCUGGCGGUGGAGGAGGUUGCUAUUCAGCCUAUGAGUGGCACUUGAAAGGCGACUCCCGAUACUACCCUUAUCGACCUAACUCUGUGGAUGUAAGCAGGGGCGGAAGUAUCGCUGGUGUUCGGGGCUCUGACGGUUGGGACUUACCCAUCAAUCAAUUCCUCAAGCCGGGCAAUGAAAUUGCGACUAUGCUUACUAUGGGAGGAGGCAAAGCUGGUACUACCACUGGUCCUGGUGCCGCAGGUGAUUACAUCUCUGGAGUCCAUCUCGGCUUCGCUGCAGGUCAACCAGGAAACGGUCGCAAUGGAGGUGAUGGCGGUACUGCUAAUCAUACAGGUCUUGCAGGAGGUGGCGGAGGUGGUGGCGGCGGCUACUUUGGAGGAGGUGGUGGUGCUAGUGGAUGGCAUCAGAACGAAACAGCAUAUGGAGCUGGUUCUACGGUUUAUGCUGGCGAGAUAGCAGGCUCUCCUGGCGGUGGCGGAGCAAGUUAUGCUGCACCUGGUCUGGAUAUCGCUGAGACUUGGCAAACAGAAACGGCUCCUGGCAGUGUUAUUCUGACCUUCUUCUAA